GUUGGUGCAGUACAAAAUCAAAGCAUAACCACGGUACAGAAACUACCAGAUAAACCACGAAGCUAACAACCAAAACAAAACGACAACGUUCUGAUUUGGAGCUUCAAGGUAAGACUGCACAUUUCCUCCUAACCCUAGUUUCCAAUUUUUCUUCAUCAUUCAAACCGUAAUUAAUUACCACAAUUUGAUUUGUUUCCCUCGAUUCUAUGAGUACAAAUCUGAAAUCUAUCUAAAAUUGAAUUUUCUUUAAUUUGAUUCUUGAGCAAAGUUAGGUUUUUGAGGUUACUUUGAUCCGAGUCUCUUGAAUUUGGUAAGAUUUGGGUUCGGUUUUCCCAUUUUGAAUUGAAGUCUUGGUUUUUAAAGAAAACCCAGAAUUUGUUUAGGCAUCAAUGGAGCUGUAGUGUAUGUUUUGUCAGUUUCUAUUGUAAUUUCAGUAUAGAGUUGUUCAGAUAGUUGAGCUUCAAUUAGAACAUUAGAUAGGUAGGGAACAUUUUAGAGUGAGAAGGUAAAGGUGGUGUUGUUACAGAUGGGGAAGCCAUUAAUUUACGAGAUUGUCGAAAAACCGGCUACUAGUUGUAUAAUAGGGAUAUGCAGUGCCAUUUGGUUUUAUAUUCAGAAGAAAAACAUCGGGUACUCACAUGUGGGGAUAAGCUAUGAAACUGCCGUUGAAGGGCAUUAUUGGAGGAUAAUUACUUCAGCUUUUUCGCAUAUUAGUGUUCUUCAUCUUAUUUUCAAUAUGAGUGCUUUGUGGAGUCUUGGGGUAGUAGAACAGUUGGGACACAUGGGCCUUGGUGCUGCGUAUUAUCUUCAUUACACGCUUGUGCUAGUCGUUUUAUCUGGGUUGUUGGUAUUGGGAAUGUACCAUAUAUUGAUACAGAGGUUCAAAGUGGACUACUUUCGGAGAGUGACUGCUGUUGGCUAUUCUUGUGUUGUUUUUGGGUGGAUGACAAUACUUUCGGUGAAGCAACCUUCCUCAAAGUUGAAUCUUUUUGGAUUACUUUCGCUUCCCAUCAGUUUUGCACCUUUUGAGUCAUUGAUCUUUACGUCGAUUAUAGUCCCACAAGCAAGUUUCCUCGGUCAUUUAUCAGGCAUUAUUAUUGGGUAUGCUAUUGCAUGGAAUCUGAUUCAUGGGAUGAACAAUUUCUGGGCAAUCUCCAUGUUGGGAUGGAUUCUGCUCAUCUUUGUCUUCAGUUUAAAGCGCUCUGGUGCCUAUGAUUUUAACUUUCUUGAAAUUGAAUCUGUUAGUGAUCCUUCAUUGCCUUCUGUGCGAUUUCUUGGGAAUGGCAGAACCUUGCAGAUGAGUGCAUCACCACUUACAGGUGUUGAAGUUGUUUAAUGUAAGAUAUAUUUUAUUUCUUAAAACAGGCUUAACAUUCUCUAGGUGCAUUGCCAAUUAUUUCUUAAAGUGCAUUGCUAAAACUGUUUGUGAGGUUAUCAGCCAUGACCAUACCCCUGUAGUUGGUAAGUUACAUGUCUGGUGUGUUCUUUAUUUCCCUUUGCUAA
This is a messenger RNA of Mercurialis annua (annual mercury), 1503 nucleotides long. Its product is annotated as RHOMBOID-like protein 13. Gene Ontology annotation, cellular component: membrane. NCBI's taxonomy places the organism in Eukaryota, Viridiplantae, Streptophyta, Magnoliopsida, Malpighiales, Euphorbiaceae. Bases 527 to 1336 code for a protein of 269 amino acids. The record is from RefSeq and is a predicted model, not a curated record. Gene Ontology annotation, molecular function: serine-type endopeptidase activity. The transcript has a single exon.